CCAAUAUAAAAACAAAACAACAUUUUCCUCUUUCGUGGACUUGUUCAGGACUGGUUACAGUUUCAUCUUUAUUCUGUGGGGAGUUCAAACCAGGACACGACGCCAUGUUUCCUUUUUCAUGGUUUUCAGCGUCUACUUGGACCCUGAUCGCUCUGUUUUUGACUCUGCUGUUGCUGUAUGGGAUUUGGCCAUAUAGAUAUUUGAAAAACCUGGGCAUUUCUGGACCAACACCCUUUCCUUUCGUAGGAACAAUGUUCUAUUUUAACAAGGGCAUUUUCCCUUUUGACAAACAGUGCCACCAGAAGUAUGGAGAUAUCUGGGGGCUGUACGAUGGCCGUCAGCCGGUUAUAAUGGUGGCAGAUCCUGAAAUGAUUAAGACUGUGAUGGUGAAGGAGUGUUACUCUGUGUUUACCAAUCGAAGAGAAAAUGACCUUUCAGGCCCAAUGAGUGACGCCAUUACAACAGUAAAAGACGACAAGUGGAGGAGAAUCCGUAACACGCUGUCUCCGUGCUUCACCAGCGGGAGACUGAAGCAGGUGUUCCCCGUAAUCAGUCGCUAUGCAGAGCGACUUGUACAGACACUGGAGAAAACUAACCUGGAGGAACCUGUUGAUAUUAAAACAUUUGUGGGCCCCUACAGUCUCGACGCCGUGGCCAGUGCCUCCUUCAGUGUGGACACAGAUGCCAUAACCACUCCAGAUGGGCCGGUUAUCACUCAUUUGAAGAAGAUAAUGAACUUCUCAUUUUUGCCCUUACUUAUAUUACUGAUGUUUCCCUUUGGUAGUCGGAUCAUGAAUGCUUUGGGUCUAUCGAUGUUCCCCAAAGACAGUGUGGACUUUUUCUAUGACAUCAUUAAAAAAUUCAAAGAUCAGCACGAUUCAGUCAAAACUGUAAAUAAGCAGCAAAUACACAAUCAUGUUUACAACGUGACCCCCAUAUUGAAUGUGUUUGUAUUUGUACAGAGCCGAGGGGACUUCCUGCAGGUCAUGAUUCAGAGUGAAAUUCCUGAAGUACCAAAAGAACAUGAACAGCCCAGUAAAGGUCUGACCGAGCAUGAAAUCCUUUCCCAAGCCUUUAUUUUUAUCUUUGGGGGCUAUGAGACGACCAGCACCACUAUCUCCUACCUCCUGUACCAUCUGGCAGUCAACCCUGAAGCUUUACAGAAGUUACAUCAUGAGAUCGACACCCGUUUACCUAAAGAUGCUCCAGUGUCAUAUGAUGAUCUGGCCAGCCUGCAGUAUUUGGAUCAAGUUCUCAAUGAGUCUCAGCGUCUGACCCCGACUGCCCCACGUCUUGAGAGAGCGUGUAAGAAGACGGUACAAAUCCACGGCAUCACUGUUCCAGAGGGGACGAUAAUCGGAAUCCCUAUUGCCCUUUUGCACAAGGAUCCACGUUUCUGGGACCAGCCCGAGAGCUUCAAACCGGAAAGAUUUAAUGAAGAAACUGAGAUCAACCCCUAUGUGUUCAUGCCGUUUGGACAAGGCCCUCGCAACUGCAUUGGGAUGCGCUACGCCAUCCUAACUAUGAAGAUGGUCGUGGUGCGUCUCCUUCAGAGCUACACUUUGGAGACAUGUAAAGAAACUAUGAUUCCGCUGGUGAUAAACUGGAGGUCCCAACCCACGAAGCCUAUCAAACUCAAAAUUAUUCCAAGGACCCCUGCAUGAAAUCGGGAUCUUCUUUUUAAAGGACAUUAUGUUGAUCAGAGUGUUUCUUUUCCAGGUAUAUGUUUUAUAUAUGAUCGUAUUGUAUCCAAAAGGCAGCCUGUUGUUUUGUCCUACGCCUCACGACUCCACUGCACUUUUAUACUCCAGUCAAUAGACGCUUUGAAUGUAUUUUCCAAUGAAUUACUUCAGUUAAUUUCCAAUAAAAUAUGGUACGUUAAAACAAA
Messenger RNA from Periophthalmus magnuspinnatus, 1888 nucleotides. Its product is annotated as cytochrome P450 3A56-like. The transcript is spliced from 12 exons. Gene Ontology annotation, molecular function: oxidoreductase activity, acting on paired donors, with incorporation or reduction of molecular oxygen; steroid hydroxylase activity; heme binding. NCBI's taxonomy places the organism in Eukaryota, Metazoa, Chordata, Actinopteri, Gobiiformes, Gobiidae. Bases 105 to 1664 code for a protein of 519 amino acids. The record is from RefSeq and is a predicted model, not a curated record.